UCGACCAGCCAGCCCUGCAUCAAUCACUGCUCCUCUGAAAGGUGCCUGCACACGCUUUUGUAGAGAUGCUGCGAAAGCUACUGCUCUGCAUGGCAGGCUUCGGCCUGUGCCUCAGCCAAGAGCUCAAACCCGGUGCCUGCCCAGAGUUCACCCCCAAGACUGACUUCGAGGUGACGCCAUAUGUUGGCAGGUGGGAGGAGAUAGCACGCUUCCCCACCAAGUACGAGGAGGGGCAGCUGUGCAACUACGCCGAAUACGGAGACAACGGGGACGGCACGGUGUCGGUGCACAACGCCGGGCUGGAGGCCAACGGGACCUUCACGGAAAUUUUCGGCUACGCGGAGCUGACCGACGUGCCCGGCUCCCUCGCCCUGUACCUGGACGGAGUCCCUUUCGCGGGUAGCUACAACGUGCUGGGGACAGACUACGUCACCUACACCUCCGUCUAUUCCUGUCUGGACGUCCUCGGGGGCCGCCACAUAGACCAGGCGUGGGUGCUGGCGCGCCACUUGCUAACGGACCAAGAGCUGGAAGUCGCCUUUAGCAACUUCAUCCGGUGGGGCAUCGAUAUCAGCAGCUUUGAGUUGACCAAUCAGCUCAACUGUAUCAAUCUGCCCUAACUGACCCCUCCUCUCAUUCCCCAACUUUCUCUCUCUCUCUCUCUCUCUCUCUCUCUCUCUCUCUCUCUCUCUCUCUCUCUCUCUCUCUCUCUCUCUCUCUCUCUCUCUCUCUCUCUCUCUCUCUCUCUCUCUCUCUCUCUCUCUCUCUCUCUCUAUAUAUAUAUAUAUAUAUAUAUAUAUAUAUAUAUAUA
Messenger RNA from Eriocheir sinensis (Chinese mitten crab), 811 nucleotides. Its product is annotated as apolipoprotein D-like. The transcript has 4 exons. Gene Ontology annotation, molecular function: pigment binding. The record is from RefSeq and is a predicted model, not a curated record. The coding region runs from base 66 to 620 and encodes 184 amino acids. NCBI's taxonomy places the organism in Eukaryota, Metazoa, Arthropoda, Malacostraca, Decapoda, Varunidae.